AAAAAUAAAAGAUAGAACUGCCCACUAUGAGAGUGUGGCAUAUAAAUAGGGGUGAAAAGGCGCUGCCUUUAGUCGGGAAAAUAGGCGCGAUUUCUCCACAACACCACUCUCUUCUCUCCUCUUCUACUUUUGUCUUCGAGGGUUCCUUCCUUUCUUCAAGCCCGGUGGUGGUGGUGGUGGUGGUGAUGGCGGCCAUGGACGGCUCUUCUUCUCCACCAUCUGAUUCGAAUCCAUCAUCUAAUGGUGCUUCAAAGUUCCUCUUAAACCUUCCCUCUCGCGGCCUCUUCUCCUCCACCGUUCUCUCUUCGAAUCCGGGUGGAAUGCGGGUUUAUGUAUGCGUCCAUGACACAUCGCCCCCAGAUGAUCAACAGAUCAAGACAAAUCAACAGAACAUAUUGAUCAGAUCGCUUACACUUAGGAACAAGAAAGGUGAUUCCAGUUCAAAGGAUGUGAAAAGUGCAGGUGCAACUGAAAGUUCUAGAAAAAGGCCUGCAGAAAGAACUUUGGAUAGCAGGGCUUCUGCGAAAAAAGCUAAUAGUCAGAGUAGCACUUCUCGACAAGAGGGAUCAAGCAAUCAGGCAUCAAUUAAGGAUUUCCAAGGUCUGACUGUAGAGAGACUUCGUGCACUUUUAAAGGCCAAAGGACUUUCUUUGAAGGGAAAGAAGGAGGAACUGAUUGCGCGCCUCAAAGGUGCUAGCAGUUAAGCAUAACGUAGAAAAAAGGACCAGGGAAGCAGCCGGGGAAGAGAUUAGAGUGUGUUCACAAAUCGUCGCCCAAGAGUAGCAGUCACUUUUCUUGAUUUUUCGAGUGAAUGUAGGAAUGGAACGGUUUAGACUGGAUAUGUCCAUAAUUUGAACAUAAAAACUUUUUUGUGAAGACAAAGGAUUAUAUAUUGUAUAAUUUUGUGUUCUUAAUGUUUUUAUGCUUCAAACACUUUAUUAUAAACUUAAAAAAGUUAUUUGAUGGCGUAGUGCAAUUUUCUUGAUCA
Molecule: messenger RNA, 988 nt
Organism: Cannabis sativa
Lineage: Eukaryota; Viridiplantae; Streptophyta; Magnoliopsida; Rosales; Cannabaceae
Exons: 6
Coding region: 27-704 (225 amino acids)
Biological process (GO): positive regulation of proteasomal ubiquitin-dependent protein catabolic process
Cellular component (GO): Cul4-RING E3 ubiquitin ligase complex
Source: RefSeq, a predicted model, not a curated record